Messenger RNA from Daphnia pulex (common water flea), 1038 nucleotides. RefSeq lists its product as uncharacterized. The coding region runs from base 82 to 906 and encodes 274 amino acids. The record is from RefSeq and is a predicted model, not a curated record. The transcript is spliced from 2 exons. NCBI's taxonomy places the organism in Eukaryota, Metazoa, Arthropoda, Branchiopoda, Diplostraca, Daphniidae.
UGCUGCACAUACUAGAUAGUCUUUCUUGCCACUUUCAUCUCGUUUCAUCACAUAAAUACACAUUUAGCUGCCGUGCGAGAAAUGUUCGACAAGGUAUCGAUUUCAAUGGCGAUGAUCAAACCGGUCAACUGCAAAAAUUUACUGUUUGGUGUGACUGCUGUAGGCCUAUUCACUGUUGUGUUUAUCAGUUACUGGCAAUUAAUAAGACAGCCAAAAACCCCGCCAAAAACAAAUAACAGCAGUGACAAACUGAUAUUUAAAUGCAGCUGCAAUCGGACGUUAAAACAAGUUCCCAACAACAAUUCAGACAACAAUUCGACGGUACAUCGACCUGGCGGUUUCCCGUGGUGCAGUGCGAAUUCAUCCACACGCGGAGCACACCAGAAAGUCAUCACAUAUUCAUUAUUCGCUACUGAGAAUUAUGAAAAUUUGCCAGUGUCUAAACGUUAUGACACACUGUUACGAAAAAUUUUGAUUGCGGUGGAGAAACUGUAUCCCGGCUGGAUCGUCCGGAUUUAUCACAAUUUUCACAGUGAAAACGACCCAGACAAUUUUUUUGCCAAAGAGUUGUGCGAAUUGAAUUGCCAGUUUAAUCACCUCGACCUGUGCAAUGUUACAGAUAUCACAGCUAACAUCCCAGCACUGACACCCAUCGAUCCAGCUCUCCUUCGAGGACUCAACGGAAGGAUGUUCCGCUUUUUGGUUAUGCUCGAUCCCAAUGUCGACGUUUUCAUUUCAAGGGACUCGGACAGUGUCAUCUUGCGGAGAGAAGUCGACGCUGUUGACGAAUGGCUCCGCUCCAAUUACACCUUUCACGUUAUGAGGGAUCACCCAUUCCACUUUGCAGCUAUAUUGGCAGGUGCGAGUUUGCUUUCAUAUAGUCUAUCCCUAUCCGGUGGUGUCUGAAAAAAAAAGAAUGUGGGGAGUUAAACUUCACCAACAUCGAGAACUCGUUGAGGGUUUGACGAGAGCUAUGAUAAUGGCCGGCCAAGAUGAGGAAAAAUAUACAGACCAAACGUUGUUGGAUAAGAUCGUUUG